This is a messenger RNA of Anisakis simplex (herring worm), 408 nucleotides long. Lineage: Eukaryota; Metazoa; Nematoda; Chromadorea; Rhabditida; Anisakidae. The record is from the annotation of a GenBank genome assembly.
AUGGUUGUUGAGGCAGCGUUACUUGAUAAGGUGGAUGAAGUGGAUACGUUUCUGUCGAAUCAAGAAGGUAUGAUUAUACGAGGCCCUGAUCCACGUAUGUGUCAUCAUGGACCACGUCAAAAGUGUACACAUUGUCUUCCGCUUGAUCCAUAUGAUGAGGAAUAUCUAAAGGAAAAAGAAAUCAAGCACAUGUCGUUCCAUGCAUACGUUCGUAAACUAACCGCUGGUCAUGGAAAAGGUACUCAACUGAAAAAACCACUCGAAAAUGUUGUUUGCAAACUGAAAGAGAACUGUACGGCUCAUAAACCAUAUCCUCAGGGUAUCUGCACCAAAUGUCGUCCACCAUCUAUGACACUUAAUAGACAGGUUGCUUUCGUUUGUUUUUGUUUCUUUCAUUUGUUUGUUUAG